Molecule: messenger RNA, 2005 nt
Organism: Tarenaya hassleriana
Lineage: Eukaryota; Viridiplantae; Streptophyta; Magnoliopsida; Brassicales; Cleomaceae
Product: DELLA protein RGL1
Exons: 1
Coding region: 186-1826 (546 amino acids)
Biological process (GO): regulation of DNA-templated transcription; hyperosmotic salinity response; salicylic acid mediated signaling pathway
Cellular component (GO): nucleus
Molecular function (GO): DNA-binding transcription factor activity; sequence-specific DNA binding
Source: RefSeq, a predicted model, not a curated record
AUUAUGACCUCUCUUGUUUUAUCCCUUCACCUCUCUCCUUCCUCCUUCCUUCCCCCAUCGGCCUCUCUGUAAAAUUUUAUCAGAUUAAAAAUCUGUUGAAUUUAAGAAAAAGGUUCAUUCUUUAAGCCGUAAAUAAAAAAACCCAAAUAAAAAAAACCCCAUCUUUAGGAGCUAAGGGAUUCGAAAUGAAGAGGGAACACAACCACGGGAAUACUUCCUCCGGCGGAGGCUGUAGCGGCGGAGCUGCGGUGGAGGGUGCGAGCUCAAGCUCAUCAAUGGCAUCGAACAAAGGGAAGAUUCUGAGGUUGGAGGAGAAAGAGACCACUGGAGUGGACGAACUGCUCGUGGUGUUGGGUUACAAGGUCUUGUCUUCCGACAUGGCUGACGUCGCGGAGAAGCUCGAGGAGCUCGAGAUGGUUCUUGGUUCUGUACAAGACGACGGAAUCUCGCACCUGUCGAACGACACCGUUCACUACAACCCUUCCGAUCUCUCCGGUUGGGUCGACACCAUGCUCGCGGAUCUCGACGCGACCAGGAACCACUGUCGGGUCUUCGAAGACCACUCUGAGUACGACCUCCGAGCCAUCCCGGGCUCCGCCGCCUUUCCGAGACCUGACCCGGAAGAAGAUGUGAACCGAAGAAAACGGGUCAAAACUGGGUCGGGCCCGGAUCUCACCGAGUCGACUCGGUCUGUGGUUCUGCUUGACUCGCAGGAAACAGGGGUGCGUCUGGUGCACGCGCUAAUGGCGUGUGCAGAAGCCGUGCAGCAGAACGACCUGAAGCUGGCCGACGCGCUCGUGAAGCACGUGGGUCUGCUCGCGGCGUCGCAGGCUGUCGGAGCCAUGAGGAAAGUGGCAACGUACUUCGCCGAGGGCUUGGCGCGAAGGAUCUACAGGAUCUACCCACGUGACGAAGGAUCUCUGUUCUUCUCCGACACACUUCACUUCCACUUCUACGAGUCCUGUCCGUACCUCAAAUUCGCCCACUUUACCGCGAAUCAGGCAAUUCUCGAGCGGUUCGCGACGGCGGAGAGAGUCCACGUCAUCGAUCUCAGCCUCACCCUGGGAUUACAAUGGCCGGCUCUCAUCCAAGCCCUCGCUCUCCGACCAGGCGGUUCACCAGCGUUCCGGUUAACCGGAAUAGGCCAGGUCUCGGACUCGCCGGAAAAUGCCGACCCUCUUCGUGAAAUCGGAUGGAAACUCUCUCACCUCGCUCGAACUCUCGGUGUCGAAUUCGAAUUCAAGAGUAUUUCGGUGAAUUGCUUGUCGGAGCUUGAACCAGAGAUGUUCGAGACCCGACCCGGAUCCGAAUCCGUCGCGGUUAACUCGGUUUUCGAGCUCCACCGCCUCUUGGCCCGCACCGGUUCGAUUGAGAAGGUCUUUUCGACUAUAAAAUCGAUUAAACCGGAUAUCAUCACCGUUGUCGAGCAAGAAGCGAACCACAAUGGAGCAGUUUUCCUCGACCGGUUUACCGAGUCGCUGCAUUACUCCUCGAGCCUGUUUGACUCGCUGGAGGGCCCACCGAGUCAGGACCGGAUAAUGUCCGAGUUAUUCCUCGGACGGCAGAUACUGAACCUUGUGGCUUGUGAAGGACCGGACAGGGUCGAAAGGCACGAGACGCUUUCUCAAUGGCGAAUCCGAUUCGGUUCGGCAGGUUUCGAACCGGUUCACCUUGGUUCGAAUGCGUAUAAACAAGCCAGUAUGUUAUUAGCCCUAUUUGCCGGGGCUGAUGGUUACAGAGUGGAGGAGAACGACGGUUGUUUAUUGCUCGGAUGGCAGAUGCGACCGCUCAUCGGCACCUCGGCAUGGCGACUAGCGGCCGGCUAGCAGCAGCUGUGAGUCAACUCGGUUGUGAGUCAAGGAUUGUAAGACGAUGCAAACCAAAAUGUGCAAAAGGCUGCAGGAUUUUACGUUUGUUUUAACUUUCAUGAAGUAAAAACAAAAAACUUUAAAUUUAUAUGGUCUUUUAUUGAAAUCGAAUUUUAUUACAAUCGCACUUGAUGUCA